This is a messenger RNA of Penicillium angulare, 723 nucleotides long. RefSeq lists its product as uncharacterized. The record is from RefSeq and is a predicted model, not a curated record. The transcript has 2 exons. The coding region runs from base 1 to 723 and encodes 240 amino acids. Lineage: Eukaryota; Fungi; Ascomycota; Eurotiomycetes; Eurotiales; Aspergillaceae.
AUGGUCUCCACUCGACAUCAUCCUAAGGAAUUCCCCUCCCCUACGCGCGCCGCGAAGGAACUCGUCAAGUCCUCGCCUGCGCCGACCACCAACGGCAAUUCGCGCAAAUGGGUACACACGCCCUCGGUCGCGCUCACCCUCUGGCUUGUCUUCUCCGUACCGCUAGUCAUUUGGGAUGCUGGCUAUGUGUUGUUGCGACCGCAUAGUAUGCCCGGUGGGCGCUUGCAUUCUCCCCUCUGGACACCCUACGCGCUUUAUGGGAGGAUUGACUACAUCUAUGGCUGGCCCGCGUUCAAUGCGCGCAAUGGAUUCACCGCUGCUCAAACUGCCCUGAAUGUCGUCGAAACUCUCGGAUACCUCUAUUAUCUGUGGAUUGUAUACCGACAUGGCGCUACUGUUGCUAGUGGUCGCGGAGCGCAAAAACAGCAAAAGGGAUUCUUAUGGCUGUUGACGGGUGACAAGGUUGUCGCUGGUCGAACCGGCGCAAUUGCGCUGAUGGUUGCCUACACUGCAUCCGUGAUGACCCUCAGCAAGACCAUUCUAUACUUGGUCUGUGGAUUGUAUUCCCAACAUACAGCAUCUACUCCCUCGGAGCAGAGAUCCUGGCUUCGUUGGAACAAGCUACCCCCCGUGGUCGCGUGGGACGCCCCAAGGCCUCAUAGUAGAAAGCCGAAUCUCGAGAAGCGGCUAGUCAAGGUGGUCGACGGUAUCAAUGACCUGUAA